AUGGUAGCGAAAGCCAGUGUGAACAUUCUCCAAUCACAAAGUAGCACAUGUGAUUAUCGUUUUGUUGGUCGUUGGUACAAGGUCGUUGUGCCGAGAUUGUGGUUGCUUAAACUAUUGUCAUUUUCGCCUCAGAUAAGGUGGACACUUUCGACAGUCGUGAUUGGCGGGGAACUUUCACACAAUGAAUGGCUACAAGUUCAGUAGAGACAAGAUCCCAUCUUGGAAAUAUGUUACAACAUGCAAUAGUAUGAUGAAUGAUUGACGAUGCUGCAAAAACCACCCGAGAUGGUGUUGUAUGAAUCUUGUUUCACGAAAGUCUUUCAUUAUGUUUUAACCGUAAUAAAGAGUAAAGACAUUGA
Molecule: messenger RNA, 359 nt
Organism: Schistosoma mattheei
Lineage: Eukaryota; Metazoa; Platyhelminthes; Trematoda; Strigeidida; Schistosomatidae
Source: the annotation of a GenBank genome assembly